Molecule: messenger RNA, 2854 nt
Organism: Physella acuta
Lineage: Eukaryota; Metazoa; Mollusca; Gastropoda; Physidae
Biological process (GO): cell communication
Cellular component (GO): membrane
Molecular function (GO): calcium ion binding
Source: RefSeq, a predicted model, not a curated record
UACAUCUUGCGAAGAGCUUGCGCAAGUGAGGCUUUGCGCAGAAACUUUGGUGUGCACUUACAGUCACAGCAGUCUAAUUUCACUAUGAGUUGUCAUGACACUUAGAGUGAGAGAGUGUUUAAUGAUAGCUCGCGGCUGAUGACAUAGAACAGUCAUAAUAAAAAACAGACUAAACAGCAUUUUAAAAAAUCGGACUUGCUUGAGUUAAUCGUCAUGGAGAGGCAGGCUCUUCGUUUGUAUGGAUUCCUUGUUUUCUUCGGGCUUUUUCAGUUGUCCAGUAGCAGGGCUGUUAUUGAGAUACUUUUCAUGAGGUACCAGGCGAGUUGUACGGAGGACGCUGGCACCAGCAAGUGUGACCCAAAGUUUACUUUCUGUUUGAAGAGAGACACGGAUCCAAUGAGCAUCAGUUCAUGCUACUAUGGAUCAGCUGGCGAGAGCAGCCACUAUCAAGACACGAACGACAUCGACUUUAGUUAUAGAAAGGAUGUAGGCGGUAUCCCCAAUCCAUGGAUUAUACCCCUUACUAAAGACCCGGGACCAAAAAUUCUAUUUGUCAUUCGCAUCAGGGACGAUGAUAUUUUUGGAGAUGAUCAUCUGCAGACAUGGGGAACAAAUCUUACGGAGGUCGUCUACCCGUCUAAAGACAUUGCUGUAUUUAGCAACAGGAGUACAAGCAGCGGAGGCUACACGAUGAAGUUUAGAAUAAGAAUUUAUUGCGACGCCAACUACUUCUCAUCCAAUUGUUCCACUUACUGCAAAGUCCAGGACAGUGCUGCUGGCCACUUUUCCUGUGACCCAAUUACUGGGACCAAAGUCUGCGCUAAAGGUUGGACUGGGGUCAACUGUACAGAAGACAUCAAUGAGUGUAGCCAGCAAAUCUGUGAAACUGGAACAUGUGAAAAUUUGGUGGGAGAUUACAUCUGUCACUGUCCUCCUCAUUACAUGGGAAAAAAUUGUUCUGUGGUGGAGAACCUAUGUGCAAGCAAUCCUUGUUUACAUAAUGGGACUUGUACGUUCAACAACGUAACAUUCACAACCAACUGCACAUGUCUUAAAGGCUAUGAUGGCAACAACUGCGAGUGGAAAAAUGGUUCAUGUCAGUCUAGUCCUUGUCUAAAUGGGGCUACAUGUGUCAGCAAUUCAGAUGACACAUCCUAUAGUUGCCAGUGUGUCUACCCUUACAGUGGAGGUCAUUGUGAAUUCAUUAGCUCGACCACAAUAUGGACAACUCCAAAUCAGAGUUACCUUUCUACAACAGUGCCAACAACAAGCUCAUGGACUACCACACCAACAACAGAGCAGCUUAGGCCUUCAUCAAACUCCACUUCCAAUGCAACAGUAGGCGGCAACAUAAUAGGCUCCGAUGAUUCUUCAAAAGGAAAAAAUGAAGACUUUAAACUAUGGUACAUAAUUGUCAUAUGUGUUGGACUUGUAAUCAUCGUGGUCAUUAUCUUGGCUUGUAUCAUUUGGAGACAUAGAGACAGGAAGGAGAAAAAAGAGAAGUAUGUAGAAAUACAGAGUGAGAAUGGUUCAACAAACAAUUUGGCAUUUGGAAACUCUUUGUAUAACACAGUCAGCCUUAAUCCCCAACCUAGAACACAAAGACAGUUGUCACCAUUACCAACAACACCUUCAGAAGACGACCAGUUUAACCCACCAAAACCUUUCUUUAACCCUGAAGGGGCAGUGGGCGGGGCUUAUGCCGAUAUGGAUGCUGAUGGUUAUGUUAAACCAAGGGAAAUCACCGAUGUGAAAUCCUCUGAAUUGCUAGAGAGGGCAAAAGACAACCCAUAUCAAGAUUUUAAUACCCUCAACACCAAGCUAAGAAAACAGGCUUCUGAGGAAUCUCCUUAUCAAGACCUUGAUGAAGUAAAGAUAACUCUAGAUGGAUUGGUUGGACAAUCCUCCACUGAUUCAGUAUUUCUCAAUGAACCUGAUGGUGAGGGAAUGAACCCCUACUCAGAUGUUCCCAACAACCUGCCAAGGCUUGUUAUCCCCCCCUUCACUAUUCCUGAUUUUGUUCAACCAGUUGAUGACGAUGUAGACAACAUCCCUUACAUGAAUGCACCAGAUCCACCAACGUUUGCACCACAAGAUGUGGACAGCAUUGGUCCAUUUGAACCAGUGCCAGAACCAGUGGAAACAGAAAACUCACCACAAUUCAGAUUGCCUGAAAGACCCUAUGCUGAAAUUCCAGUACGAUUUCACAACACCAACGACCCCUUUGCAGCCCCCCUGAUAAAUAAUGAGGAUGAACUGCAAGACAUUGGAUUGCCAGUUUUAGGAGGGACGGAAUGUGGCUAUGACACACCUAAGAUAUUAGCUGGCAGGCAAUUUUCACUUGCUGGUGAUGAAGCUGGAUACAAACAACCUUUUACCAGAAGUUCCCUCCCUUCUGACAGCAGUGAGUACGACUCUCCAAGGUCCUUAAAAGCCAAGCCCCCCUCAGUCCUACCCAAACCCAAAGGGAGCAAACCAUGCUACAAUCCAUCAGAGAGCUUUGAAAAUGCAGCAUUUGACCGUAACGCCUCAGAAGACAACUUGCUUCCAUUCCAGCUGGAUUCUCUGCCUGAACAAGGACAAAAUUUCCAUGGAGUUAUUCCAGAAAGUUCUGAUGUUGAUGAGGAAAGUGAAGGAGGUGUGACUAAACCACCUCCUAUGGGUUUCUAUGUAGAGAAUUAUGCUUUUUCUCGAGAUUGAGUUGAUCACUAUUUUCCAGACAAAAAUUAAUUAAAUAAUGUUAACAACAAGAUCUGUAAUACGUUAAACAUUGUGAUUGUUGAAAUAAAAAAAUCUGUGCCAGAAAGAAAAUAUUUUGUCUUUAUCUGGAAUUUUCUUUAUGCUGCUUAGUUUA